UGGAGCAAAGCCGGUGCCAUUCCCAGCUGCCAUCGGAGCCGCCUCGGUGACUCAGCAGCCGUGCUGAAAGCUCCCUUAUUUAUUUAAACGGCUGCUCCCGCUUGGCUGAACAUCCCCUGCAGCGAUGCUGCCGCUGGGCCGGCCUCAGCCGCCGCUCGGCGGGGAGAAGAACGAUCCCCGGCACCCCAAGUCCCCCGGUUUGCUUGGGACGCGAUGGCUUUGACCACCUGGGCUCUCGGCUCCGCGCUGCGGCUCUGUGCCGCCGGCCCUGCCAGCGACUGGGAGAUGCUGCACGUGGCUGGAGCAGGUGUGUGCGGCUGCUGCGGUGCUCUGCGUCCUCGCUACAAAAGACUUGUCGACAACAUCUUCCCUGAGGACCCAGAGGAUGGGCUGGUGAAGACCAACAUGGAGAAGCUGACGUUUUAUGCCCUGUCUGCCCCAGAGAAGCUGGAUCGCAUUGGUGCCUACCUCUCCGAGCGGCUCAUCCGAGAUGUGAGCCGACACCGAUAUGGGUACGUGUGUAUUGCCAUGGAGGCCCUGGACCAGCUCCUGAUGGCCUGCCACUGCCAAAGCAUCAACCUCUUCGUGGAGAGCUUCCUGAAAAUGGUGGCGAAGCUGCUGGAGUCGGAGAAGCCCAACCUGCAGAUCCUGGGAACUAACUCGUUUGUGAAGUUUGCCAACAUAGAAGAGGACACCCCAUCUUACCACCGCAGCUACGACUUCUUUGUCUCCCGCUUCAGUGAGAUGUGCCACUCUAGCCACGACGACCUGGACAUCCGGACCAAGAUCCGGAUGUCUGGCAUUAAAGGCCUGCAGGGAGUGGUGAGGAAGACGGUGAACGACGAGCUCCAAGCCAACAUCUGGGACCCGCAGCACAUGGACAAAAUUGUGCCCUCGCUGCUCUUCAACUUACAGCACGUGGAGGAGGCCGAAAGCCGCUCCCCCUCCCCGCUGCAAGCCACCGAGAAGGAGAAGGAGAGUCCUACAGAGCUAGCGGAGAGGUGUCUGCGGGAGCUGCUGGGCCGAGCGGCGUACGGCAACAUCAAGAACGCCAUCAAACCCGUCCUCAUCCACCUGGAUAACCACUCGCUCUGGGAGCCAAAGAUCUUUGCCACUUGCUGCUUCCGGAUCAUCAUGUACUCGAUCCAGCCGCAGCACUCCCAUCUUGUGAUCCAGCAGCUCCUGGGGCACCUGGAUGCCAAUAGCAAAAGUGCGGCCACUGUGCGUGCGGGCAUCGUGGAGGUCCUGUCAGAGGCAGCGGUAAUCGCAGCCUCUGGAUCUGUCGGCCCCACGGUGCUGGAGGUAUUUAACACCCUGCUGAGGCAGCUGCGGCUCAGCAUUGACUACGCGCUGACGGGGAGCUAUGACUGCGCUGCCGGUGUCAGCACCAAGAUCAUCAAGGAGCACGAGGAGAGGAUGUUCCAGGAGGCCGUCAUUAAAACUAUAGGGUCCUUUGCCAGCACACUGCCCACCUACCAGCAGUCUGAGGUGAUGGUCUUCAUCAUGAACAAGGUGCCACUGCCCUCCUCGCAGCAGUCCAUCGAGGCUGGCAAAGCUGGAGAGAACCGGAAUCGGCUGACGCAGAUCAUGCUCCUGAAGUCCCUCCUGCAGGUCUCUGUGGGCUUCCAGUGCAGUAACAUGCUCACAGCCCUUCCCAGCGCCUUCCUGGACAGGCUGCUUUCUGCAGCCCUCAUGGAAGAUGCUGAGAUCCGCCUCUUCGUCCUGGAGAUUCUCAUCAGCUUCAUCGAUCGCCACGGGAACCGGCAGAAAUUCUCCACCAUCAGCACCAUUAGUGACAUCUCAGUCCUGAAGGUGAAAGUGGACAAAUGCUCGCGCCAAGAUACUGUCUUCAUGAAGAAGCAUGGCCAGCAGCUCUACCGGCACAUCUACCUGAUAUGCAAGGAGGAAAGCAACGUGCAGGCUCACUACGAGGCUCUCUACAGCAUGCUGAUGCUCAUCAGCAUCGAGCUGGCUAAUGAGGAGGUUGUAGUGGACCUCAUCCGCCUGGUGCUGGCUGUGCAGGAGAUUGCCCAGAUCAAUGAGGAUAACUUGACAGCAUACAACCGGUGCGCGCUCUUUGCCCUCGGUGCAGCUUACCUGAACCUCAUCAGCCAGCUCACCACCGUGCCCACCUUCUGCCAGCACAUCCAUGAGGUCAUCCAAAUGCGGCAGAAGGAAGCUCCCUAUCUGCUCCCUGAAGAUGUCUUUGUGGAGAAACCUAGACUGAGCAAGAGCCUUGACCGCCUGGGCCCAGAGGUCUUCUUCUGGCAGAGCAAGAUCAGUGAGGUGCUGGGUGGCAGCGGCUACAACUCGGACCGGCUCAGCACACCCUACAUCCCCCAGCUGACAGAUGAAGAUCGCCUGUCCAAGAGGAAGAGCAUUGGCGAAACCAUUUCCCUGCAGGUCGAGGUGGAGUCGAGGAACAGUCCUGAGCGAGAGCAGAGAGCACCAGCAGAAGAAAUCACAUAUGAGACACUGAAGAAAGCAAUAGUAGACAGUGUUGCCGUGGAGGAGCAGGAGCGGGAACGGAGGCGGCAAGUGGUGGAGAAAUUCCAGAAAGCCCCAUUCGAGGAGAUCGCUGCCCACUGUGGUGCCCGGGCGACGCUGCUGCAGAGCAAGCUCAACCAGAUCUUCGAGAUCACCAUACGGCCACCGCCAAGCCCCUCCGGCACCAUCACAGCCGCCUAUGGCCAGCCCCAAAACCACUCCAUCCCAGUGUAUGAGAUGAAGUUCCCGGACCUGUGUGUGUACUGAAUGUGGCUGUGCUGGUAGGGUAGAGCCACCGCUGCACAGCUCGCACCAAAGGACCUCUUGGGGAGAGACUGCUGACCCUGUGAGGAGAGCAGCCUCCUGCAGGACGGGUGGGGACAAGGAAACUGGGGCCACCCCAAGAUUCAUUGGCACCACAAACCCGUACUUUAUUUUGUGACCCUCUGCCUCCGCAGUGAUGUUUUGCAGCGGUUUGGUGGUGCAGAAGGCUCAGGGCACAGCUGGCACGGGGAGGUGGGGAUUAGCUGUGACCCUCUCUGGUUUUAUUUUUUGGGAAGGGGAGAGCAGAUGCCCUGGCUCCAGGCGCAACACGUAGGGCAUGUACAUCUUCCCGGCAUAAAGCAGACCUGUUCCAUGGGGAAUCCCUCCCCACCACGUGGAGAGCCCCUGGCAAGGGCAGGGCUGGAGCCUGGAGGGUGUGAGGCUGUAAAAGGCAGGAGGGGGUCUGGGGUGCGGCGUGCUGGAGCCUGGGACAGCCCCAAAACCAAAGCCUGCCUGAGCCGGUGCUUGAGGCGGGUUGCUAGAGGGGUAGGGUCCCCACAUCCAGCUCCUAGCCUGUGAGCUUGCAUCUUCCCGUAGCCCCCUUGUUGCGUGGCCGGUUUCCCUGGGCGCUUCGUGGUGCCCCAGCGCCCUGGAUGGAGGCUUUGCCCAGUGCAGCGUGAGAGUGCUGAUCGUCCCAUCCCAGUGUGGGGGCACACAGCAGCCUGGCUGGUUCCAGGUCACUUGAAAACAUGAUUUUUUGGGGAGAAACCCCCACCCCCCUUUUUUUUUUUUUUGGCAGAAUCCACAAGAGCCAUGCCUCUUGCCCGGGUCACUGGCAGGCUGCUCACACAACUGAGAUCGCAGGCAGCACACCUGGGCGUGCAGUGGGGCACCUGGAGCGGUGACACAAGGCACGAGCAACCACCAUGCUGGGGAAUAUUAAUGUAUUAACUCACUGGUUUCAUGGGUUUUGGGUUGGGUUUUCACAGUUGUGGGGUUCCUGUCUCAAAGAAAGAAAUGAUUGUUGUUUAUUUUAUUUGGCAGAAUCACUUUGACAAACUCAAACCUUAAUCAUAAUCACAAAGAAACCCCAGUGCUGCAGGACAUAGUGGUGAUAAGAGGUGUUUUAGAGGGUCCACCCUGCAGACCCUGCACCUGGCAGGCCAUGGAUUGCGUUCCUUGUGCAGUAGGAUAAGACUGGAUUUGGGCUGGAGACAGGUGAGGCUAGAGUGAGUUUUGCUUUAGACACAUGUCGUAGGAAAUUCUGCAUCCUAGCAAACCAAAACUGCAACGUCAAGGUGAGAUGGAGAGGAAAGAUGCCUUGGGUGUAUUCAGAUGUUCACAGGGUCUGCCUUGCUCCCAAAUGCCUUUAAGUGCCACUGCGCUAACGCUGUUGGCAAGGUGAACUUUUGGGUGCACUGCCUGCCGCUUCCCCGCUGUCGCCCCCUGAGCAGCCUGGGGGUCUCCUGUGAGCUCGGGCAGCCCCUUCCCAUCUGGCCAGACGUGCUGCUUCUGUCUUUGCCACGUGAAGAGCGCAGAAAGGGCUAAAGCUGGACAUGUGGGAGCUGCUUCUGCACGCUGUGGAGGGAAUGGCAGGUGAUCGCAGCCGCUCAGCAUUUGUACGGGCUCGGCUGGGUCGCUUCAGCCAUGGCCCAGUUCUCUGCCAAUUCUUGCUGCAGAUCUUCAGGCAGUUAUUUUAAGCUGUAAUUACACAUUACCACCACCACCCCUUUUUUUUUUUUUUUUUUUUUUCUCCCCUCAGUGGCAGAUACAGUUCAUGAUUGCUCUGAGGUCACUGCUUGUUUGUGUGGUUGUGCUGUAAUCCGGGUUUAGGAAAUGAUCUAGCUUAAGAGAACAGGAAAAACAAGGGUUUAUUUUGGUCCCUGAGUGGAUCACAGCACUGCCCCGCUCACAGAGUGCCUCUGCCUGUGCUAGCCCUGCCUGGUGCCUGAGGCUCUCCCCUUGCUGCUGCUGCUCCUCAGGGUCCUCGUGUGUCUCCGUCCCCUGUUCCCGAGCCCAUUUUGCUCCCUGGGUUGUGCCUGGUCCUGCUGAAGCCUGAGUUUUGGCUGAGGCAGGUUUUGGGGUCAGCAGUGGGGAUGUGAAGCCGACUGCUUCGGGAAGAGCAUUUUGCUCCCAUGGCUGUUCUAAUGAAAAGCACUAAAAUUUUUAACAAAACACAGUAGGAAAAACUAUUAAUCCCCAAAUAGCGUGUCUGUGGGAAAAACACCUGCAAAACUUCUCAAAACCACAAAGGUAGGAAGAUGAGCACAAGGUUUGCUCACACAGGGACACCACACGGCACAUCUUGGCCCCUGCUCUGGGGAGCUGGACUGUGGGUUAUCCCUGUGGAGCAGCCUCCAGUCCCAACACUUUUCCCUUGCUCAGCUCCAUGGGACAGUGCAGCGUAGCCAGGACCAUCGCCUCCCGGCUGGCUUCAUCCCCCAGCAUGUCUCACCACAGCCCCUCCACAUUUUUGGGACCCAAACUCCACCUGUAAAAUGUCCACCCUCCGCCGCCCCUGUGGUGUAAGUGACCUGUUUGUACAUCACGUUUAGUUUAGAUACUUGUGUACGUAUAGAUGACAAAGUAUAUUUCUAUAAAGUCGUCGGUUUAGGUGCAUGUGUGCGUUUCCAUCUCUGUAUUUCAGAGCACUGUGGCAUUUCUGUGUGUAGCCAAGGGUGGGGGAGGGGGGGAACGAGUUGUUAAAAGGGCCAAGAAGCCGUUGAUAUUU
Messenger RNA from Falco peregrinus (peregrine falcon), 5482 nucleotides. RefSeq names its product EFR3 homolog B (gene EFR3B). Gene Ontology annotation, biological process: protein localization to plasma membrane. Lineage: Eukaryota; Metazoa; Chordata; Aves; Falconiformes; Falconidae. Gene Ontology annotation, cellular component: plasma membrane. The record is from RefSeq and is a predicted model, not a curated record. The transcript is spliced from 23 exons. The coding region runs from base 214 to 2754 and encodes 846 amino acids.